Molecule: messenger RNA, 1797 nt
Organism: Kluyveromyces marxianus DMKU3-1042
Lineage: Eukaryota; Fungi; Ascomycota; Saccharomycetes; Saccharomycetales; Saccharomycetaceae
Gene: THI72
Product: nucleobase cation symporter-1 family protein
Exons: 1
Coding region: 1-1797 (598 amino acids)
Biological process (GO): transmembrane transport; nucleobase transport
Cellular component (GO): plasma membrane
Molecular function (GO): nucleobase transmembrane transporter activity
Source: RefSeq, a predicted model, not a curated record
AUGAGUGCAAAACUUGGGGGUAUCACUUCGGUGAUGAGCAAUGAAGAGAUAGAGAUUAUUCAUGAGCAAAAGAAGAUUGAAAGUGAGUCAGAACCUCAGGGGAAAUGGGCAAGAUUUUUCAAGAAGCUUGAAGUUCCUCACACGGGCAAACCACUAUCUGUCUUAAGAAACCCUGAUCUUGAGCCGAUUAGUGUUGAAGACAGAACAUGGGGAUUCUGGUCCUUUUUCGCUUAUUGGGGGCUUCCUAACUUUGCAGUUGCUACAUUCUCAACUGGUUCUGCGUUACUUGAUCUCAACUUAAACAUACAACAAUCAAUCGGUGCAUUGGUGAUUGCUAAUGUACUCAUUGCAGUGGUAACUAUUAUGAACUCAAACCCAGGCAUCAGAUGUCGUAUUGGAUAUACGUUAGAUCAAAGAAUGAUUUUUGGAAUUAGGGGUUCUUUCAUCGGAAUCAUAUUCCGUGUUGGUUUAUCAGUUGUUCAAUAUGGAUAUCUCGCUUGGUUAGGAGGACUAUGCACCAACAUGAUAUUUAGUUCCUUCUCGUUAAACUAUUUGAACAUGAAGAAUACUUUUCCUAGCUCAGUUCCAAUGGCCAAAAGGGAUUGCAUCUCUUUCCUGAUAUUUCAAAUAAUCCAAAUGCCAUUAGCAUUUGUUAAACCAAGGAAAGUGAAUAUACCCUCCAUCAUUUCCUGCUUCAUGACACUAUUUGCCAUCAUUGGUAUCAUGGCCUACCUGAUAUCGAAAAAUGGGGGACCAGGCCCUCUUUUCUAUAAGAAAGUUGACCUUUCUACUUCCGAAAGAUCAUGGAUGUGGUUAUAUGCUAUCGCAAUUUGGUACUCUGGUGUUUCCGCAGGUGUCGCUAAUCAAUCUGAUUAUUCUCGUUUUUCAUCUAAUUCAAGGGCUUCAUAUUUGGGACUAUUCUUAGGGAUUGUCAUUCCUGGUACCUUUGUCUCCUUGGCAGGUAUGCUUUGUGCAUCCGCAUGCUUGAAGUUAUAUGGUACCGCUUAUUGGACUCCAGAUGAAAUUGUAGCUCAAUGGUUAAAUGAUAACUAUAGUUCCAAAGCUAGAGCUGCGGCGUUUUUCAUUGGAAUUUCCUUCACGAGCUCGCAGGUGUUCCUAAACAUGACUCAAAAUGGUUACGCAUGUGGCUUUGACCUAACAGGCCUUGCUCCCAAAUACAUUAAUGUUACUAGGGGUACACUAUUUUGCCAAUUGAUAUCUUGGGUUGUUCAGCCUUGGACUUUUUUCAAUACAGCUUCUUCAUUCUUAAAUGUCAUGAGUUCCUUUGGUAUCUUCACUAGUCCUAUCAUUACGAUCAAUGUUAUCGACUUCUAUAUCAUUCGCAAACAGAAGGUGUCCUUGUUAGAUUUCUUCACUCUCUCACCCCUUGGUACUUAUUGGUAUUGGAAGGGUAUUAACCUUCGGGCUGUUGCAGCACUUAUUUGUGGUGUUACUCUAGGUUUACCUGGCCUAGCAUAUUCUGCAAAUACCCAUAUUAAAGUCAACCAACCUAUGAUGAAUUACUACUACGGGUACUUCUUUUUCAUCCCAUUAGUUACCGGGUGUGUUUACUAUGGUCUAAAUCUUAUAUUUCCACAUAAACACAAUAGACAAGGAGAAAAUGAUCCAAUUGAUUACUUUAACUGUUUCACUGAACAAGAGCGUUUGGAAAGAAACAUGGUUGCAUUUGAUAACUCAAAGGGUGAUGUAUACCAAUACUUAGAUGCGGAAGAGAGUUCAAUGAAUGACUUAAAUGAGGUGAACGAAGUCAUUAAUAGUGAUAAAGCAGAGAAAUAG